Myxocyprinus asiaticus (Chinese sucker) is the source of this 3377-nucleotide messenger RNA. Its product is annotated as ribosome quality control complex subunit NEMF-like. Gene Ontology annotation, cellular component: RQC complex. The transcript is spliced from 32 exons. Lineage: Eukaryota; Metazoa; Chordata; Actinopteri; Cypriniformes; Catostomidae. Bases 100 to 3234 code for a protein of 1044 amino acids. Gene Ontology annotation, molecular function: tRNA binding; ribosomal large subunit binding. Gene Ontology annotation, biological process: rescue of stalled cytosolic ribosome; ribosome-associated ubiquitin-dependent protein catabolic process. The record is from RefSeq and is a predicted model, not a curated record.
CGUAACGCACAGACGCGCAUGCGCACACAGUCAGCACAGAGACAUCACGCGUGUCAGAUGUCUGAAAUCAGAGUUUAUAAUAUACAUUAAUCAAUAAUCAUGAAGAGCAGGUUUAAUACGGUGGAUAUCAGAGCGGUGAUUGCCGAAAUCAACGCCAACUGUGUCGGGAUGCGGGUCAACAACAUCUAUGACAUCGAUAAUAAAACAUACUUGAUAAGACUGCAGAAGCCGGACACUAAAUCAGUGAUAUUGAUCGAGUCUGGCAUCAGGAUUCACUGCACUGAGUUUGAUUGGCCCAAAAACAUCAUGCCAUCUGGAUUUGCCAUGAAAUGUCGAAAACACCUGAAGUCGAGGCGUCUGGUUCAUGUGAAGCAGUUCGGUGUCGACCGAAUCAUCGACAUCCAGUUCGGAUCAGACGAGGCGGCGUAUCAUCUGAUUCUGGAGCUUUAUGACCGUGGGAACAUAAUUCUGACCGAUCACGAGUUCAUCAUCUUGAAUCUGCUGCGUUUCCGCACCGCUGAAGCUGAAGCUGAAGACGUGAAGAUCGCCGUGAGAGAGAGAUAUCCUGUGGAGAACGCCAGACCUGCAGAACCGCUCAUCAGUCUGGACAGACUCACAGAGAUCUUGUCGAGCGCUCAGAAUGGAGAGCAAGUGAAAAGGAUUCUCAAUCCUCACCUCCCGUAUGGCGGUUCUCUCAUUGAACACUGUCUCAUGGCGCUCGGACUGCCCGGACUCAUGAAAACAGACUGUCAGUUUGAUGUUUCUCUGGCGUGUCCAAAAAUCCUGGAGGCUUUACAGAUGGCUGAAGAUUACAUGGAGAAAACAGCAAACUUCAGUGGAAAGGGCUUCAUCAUACAAAAGAGUGAGAAGAAGCCGAGCAUGUGUGCAGAUGGACCUGAUGAAGAACUGCUCACGUAUGAAGAAUUUCAUCCGUUUCUCUUUUGUCAGCACGCAAAAAGUCCUCAUGUGGAGUUUGAGUCUUUUAAUAAGGCGGUGGAUGAGUUCUUCUCUAAGAUGGAGGGUCAGAAGUUGGACAUGAAAGCGCUCCAGCAGGAGAAACAAGCAUUAAAAAAACUGGAGAACGUCAGACGAGAUCACGAGCAGAGACUCGAGGCUCUUCAUCAGGUUCAGGAAGUGGACCGGUUGAAGGGCGAGCUGGUGGAAAUGAAUCUUCAGAUGGUUGAACGAGCUCUACAGGUGGUGCGAAGUGCGCUGGCCAAUCAGGUGGACUGGACUGAGAUCGCUCAGAUUGUGAAAGAAGCUCAAGCGGCCGGUGACCCCGUCGCCUGCGCCAUUAAAGAACUCAAACUACAGAGCAAUCACAUGACCAUGCUGCUCAAGAACCCGUUUGUCGGCUCAGAGGAAGGUGAGGUUGAUCAGGAGGAUGUGACAUCAUCAGUGGGACUGUCAGAUGCUUUGAAGGGAAAAAAGAAUAAAAAUAAAAAUAAAGGACAGAAGGGAAAGAUUGAGAAGAACAAACCGAUUCUAGUGGACGUCGAUCUGAAUCUUUCUGCUUACGCUAAUGCAAAGAAAUAUUAUGACAACAAGAGAACUGCAGCCAAAAAAGAGCAGAAAACUGUCGAGGCAGCACAAAAGGCCUUUAAAUCUGCUGAGAAAAAGACCAAACAAACACUGAAAGAAGUUCAAACAGUCACCAGCAUUCAGAAAGCCAGGAAGAUCUACUGGUUUGAGAAGUUUCUGUGGUUCAUCAGCUCAGAGAAUUAUUUGAUCAUCGCAGGACGAGACCAGCAGCAGAACGAGCUGAUAGUCAAACGUUACCUGAGAGCAGGAGACGUUUAUGUUCACGCGGAUCUUCACGGAGCCACGAGCUGCGUGAUCAAGAACCCGUCUGGUGAGGCCGUUCCCCCCCGAACGCUAACUGAGGCCGGGACGAUGGCCGUUUGUUACAGCGCCGCGUGGGACGCUAAAGUGAUCACCAGCGCGUGGUGGGUCCAUCACAAUCAGGUUUCUAAAACAGCACCGACAGGAGAAUAUCUGACCACCGGAAGCUUCAUGAUUCGAGGGAAGAAAAACUUUCUGCCGCCGUCAUAUCUGAUUAUGGGCUUCGGGUUUCUCUUCAAGGUGGAUGAUCAGAGUGUCUUUAGACAUCGUGGAGAGAGAAAGAUGAAAACAUUGGAGGAGGAAGAGCAGGACGUGAUAUCCAACACAGAACUACUGGAGGAAGAAGAAGAGCUCAUCGGUGAAGACAGUGGGAACGAGGCUGAGGAAGAGGAUUCCAGCAGAACAGCAGCAGAUGAUCAAGAUGAAACCCACAGUGAGACUGAAGAUCAGAAGAUUGAGGAGGAAGAUGAAGAAGAAACUGCUGAAGAUUCGAGUGCAGAGAUUCACUUCCCUGAUACCAACAUCUCACUGUCACACCUGCAGCACAACAGGACGCUUCAGAGUGACGCCUUCAAACAGGAAGUGUCACAUCAGGCGAACACAGAGUCACACGGCAAAAAACACCUGACAGCCCGACAGAGACGAGACAUGAAGAAGCAGACACACAACAACACGGAUGAUGUGGAGGAAACAGAUGCCAAACAACAGGAAACACAAAGCACAAAUGACGGCGCACACGCGUGUAAGAGCUCAACAGCCAAUCAGCCGCUCAAGAGAGGACAGAAGAACAAACUGAAGAAGAUGAAGGACAAAUAUAAAGACCAGGAUGAAGAAGACCGCCAGAUGAUGAUGAAGUUAUUGGGGUCCGCAGGAUCUAGUAAAGAGGAGAAAGAAAAAAAGAGCAAGAAAGAAAAAAAGAGCGUUGAACGAGUGAAGAAAGUUCAGCAGAAACCUGCGGUGAAACCACGAGAAACCGAACAUACGAGCAGCAUGACAGUCAGAGAACCUGCUGAAGAUCAUGAAGAUCCACACGGAGGAGAUCACGAGAAGGAGACGGAGGACACGGAGAAUCCCGCCGCUGAAGAUGGUGAAAACAUUCUGGACUCUUUGACCGGUGUGCCACACACUGACGAUGUGUUGAUGUUCGCAGUGCCAGUGUGUGCUCCGUACAUGGCGCUGUCCAACUACAAGUUCAAAGUAAAAUUAACUCCUGGGACACAGAAAAAGGGCAAAGCUGCCCGCACAGCUGUGUUGAACUUCAUACGAGGGAAAGAUGUCAGCACACGAGAGAAAGAUUUGUUCCGCAGUGUGAAGGACACGGAUCUGUCCAGAAACAUGCCGGGAAAAGUGAAGGUUUCUGCUCCGAACCUUUUAACAGUCAAGAAGAAGUGAAGCUGUUGAAACUCUGAACACAAUUCUGUUUCAUUUCUAAUGAGAACUUCUGAUCCAGAGAUGCUUAUAAUCGUGUUUUGAAAGACUAAACAUUUCAAAUAAAAGUUAUAUUUUAUAACAGAAUUAAAUGAAACAUGGCUUAA